Molecule: messenger RNA, 491 nt
Organism: Stegodyphus dumicola
Lineage: Eukaryota; Metazoa; Arthropoda; Arachnida; Araneae; Eresidae
Molecular function (GO): protein binding
Source: RefSeq, a predicted model, not a curated record
ACUUUGGAAAUGAACAUUCAACACGAUGUACAGUUAAACGAUAAUGAAAUCGCAGUUUCAUGUAUUUUUCGAAAGACUGGUGGCAGAAGUAUUCGAACUGGAGUUGAAUCGUUGGCUAAUCUGUUAAAGGUUAUACAAAAGAAAAGAAAUUAUGGGCUCAUUGUUGUGGAAUGGACGCCUUAUUACGUUCAUGCUAUUCCGAAGUUCCCGCUCGAGGAUGCAUCUUUCCACGUGCAGAUGUUGAGCCCGAUGUUUGCCAAAUUGCAUUUAAGUUCUAAAGAAACUUCGUUCUCGACGCCAAAGAGUCUCAGCCGACCGGAUGUGAAAGGUAGUGCAAUGAAAGAAUUAGAGAGAAAUUAUUCACGACAACCUCGUAAUCUUCUUUUCGCCAUUCUCGGAUGGAGCGGUGACAAAACCUGUAGCACAAUCGAAGCUUUCGAUCCUGUGAGCCAAAAAUGGUUUUACGUUGCUCAAAACACUUUGGUUAGAAG